This is a messenger RNA of Strongyloides ratti, 2514 nucleotides long. RefSeq lists its product as hypothetical. NCBI's taxonomy places the organism in Eukaryota, Metazoa, Nematoda, Chromadorea, Rhabditida, Strongyloididae. The transcript has 2 exons. The record is from RefSeq and is a predicted model, not a curated record. The coding region runs from base 1 to 2514 and encodes 837 amino acids.
AUGAAUGGCUCAUAUAAUGGUCAAUCAAAUAUAAUUAUUCAACAAUCCAAUUACAUUAAUGAUUCCUUUUGUUCUGGAACAGAUGAUGAAAUUCCACCAAUAUCAUCAAAUAAUAGUAUUCAGAUAACUUCAAAUGGUUCUGGAAAUGAUAUUUCAUUUAAUAUAAACCAUGUUAUACAGUCAGGAAAUCAUAUGAAUGGAAAUUCAAUUUUACACCAAACACAUCAUAAUCAAAAUAUUUAUGAAUCUUCAAAUUCAUUUCACCAGUCUUAUCAUCAUAUUUCUGAAUAUCAAGAUGAUACUACAAUUCCAAGUACUUCAAGUAGUAUUGGACUUCAAUAUACAUCUGUUGAUAGUAAUCCAACCUCAAAUGGAAACAUUAUAACACUUAAUUCUAUUACAAAUUCUCAAAUUCUUCAUAAUUCAUCUUCACAUCAAAUUAUAUUGACAUCUCCUAAGGAAGAAUCAUCAACAAUUGUUCAAAAAUAUGAAACAUCUGGAGAAAUAAUUCCUGUCAAUAGAAAUAAUAACAUUAAUGGAUCAUUAUCCAUUGCCACCUCAACAUACUUAGAACAUCAUCCAAAUAGUAUUUUAUUAUCUUCAAAUGAUAUUGAUAAUAGCAAUCAUCAUCAAGUAUCAGAUUCUAAUUAUGUUACAACAACAUCACAAUCUCAUAUUUCUACUGGACCUACGUAUUACCUAGAAACAGUUAAAAAUUCUCCAAUUGUAAGUGGUCCAGUAAAUGGGAAUCAUGUGGUGUACAGAACUCUUACUAGUAUUUGUAACAAUAACCAAAAUAUGAAGCACAAUUCAAUAUCAAGUGGAAGAGAUAAUAUAUGUUUUAGUUUAAAAAAUUCCAAUAACAAUUCUAUACAACAUGAAGGAGGACAACAAUCUAAUUUGAUUUGUAAUAAUUGCAAUAUUGGAAAUAAUUUUAAUAGUAAUACUAAUUUAAGACCAUUUAAUAAUAAUAAUAAUUAUGAAAAAAUACAACAAAAUAUUAAUCAAGACUGUGAAAGAAUAUUAAAAAAGAAUAUCCAUAAAAUUACAUUAAAAAAUAAUAAAAAUUUAGAAAGAAUAGAAUAUGUUUCUUUUUCACCUUCUGAUUUAAAUAUAAUAGUUAGUAACAAUGAUGGUAUUUCUCAAAAGAUAUCUAAAAGUGAAAGUAUUGAAAAAGAAAUGAGUGGUUAUAUAGAUGAUAGUCAAAAUGUUGAAAAAAUAAUUCCAACGGAAGAUAAUAAUAUAGGUAUGAUAAAAAAUUCAAAUAAAAAAGAAAAGUUUAGUCAAAGUAAGGUUACUACGUUAGAUGAAGAUCAUAAAAAACAGAAUAUGGCAAAACAACAAAAAUUAGAAGCAAAACGUGCUAGGCAAGCAGAAGUUGCUAGAAAAAGAUAUCAUAAUUUAUCAGAAGAAGAGAAAAAAGAGUUAAACAAAAAAAGAACAUUUGCUCAGAAAAUGAAAAGACAAAGAGAUAAAGAAAUGAUGGAGUUAGAUAAUAUACUUAGACAAAGUAACGAUAUUAUUGAAGAUCCUGAAAUAAAUAAAAUUUUGAAAAGUAAAAAAAUGAGAGCUCGAUGGGCUGAAGCUGCCAGAGCAAGAUAUCAUAGAAUGACACCUGAAGAAAAAAAAACUUAUAAUUUAAAACGAAGAAUGAAACAACUUUCUUCUACUGUUCAUGAAAAUGAAGAGAUGACACCUGAAGAGAAACAGAAAAUAUUACAAAAAAAUUUAAAAGAGCAGAAUGCUAAAAAAGCUGAGGCUGCUAGAUUGAGAUAUCAUGCAAUGACAGAUGAAGAGAAACGUGCUUAUAACAAAAAGAGAACUGAGGCUUUAAGAAAAAAACGUGAUGAAGAGGAGAAAUUAUUAUCAAUACCAGUUAAGAAUAUAACUAAAGAUACAUGGGAAAAAGCACAAAAAAUAUUAACAAGAAAUGAAAAAAGAGCAGCUGCUGCUAGAUUAAGAUAUCAAAAGAUGACACCAGAAGAAAGAAGAUUAUAUAAUCGAAGGAAACCAAAAAAUCAUAGUUCAAAGAAUAGUGAAUUUGGGCACUCUGAAAGUUUAAAUGAUGAACAAUUAUCUUAUGAUGAACGUUCCGACAAGACAUUUUCAAUGAGUAGUAGUAUCGACUGUAGUUUAGAAGAGAAUGACGUUCUUCUUAAUAUUGAAAAAGAUGUUAUAAGGCGUACUCAUAUAGCCAAACAAACUCUUAUACGUCAAAAUAAUUAUAAUAUUCAAAAAAAAAUUGAAAAAAGGAUAAGUAAUUCUAAUUCUAAUAUUAAUAAUCAUUCAAAUUAUACUUCACAAAUUCAUCAAUCAUGUGAAGAUCAAUUGAUAUUAAAUGAUCUUCAUCCACAUUCCAUGUCAGAAAGUGAUAUAGUAUAUUCACAAGAUGGAUUUGUUCAAAUACUUCCUGAAUCAUUAUCCAUAGAAUCCAAUGUUUUGGAAAAUUAUCAAUCUUCUCCAAUGUCAAGUCAAACAUAUCAUCAUGAUGAAUCUAAUUUAAUAGAUUUAUAA